Molecule: messenger RNA, 2978 nt
Organism: Culex pipiens pallens (northern house mosquito)
Lineage: Eukaryota; Metazoa; Arthropoda; Insecta; Diptera; Culicidae
Exons: 2
Coding region: 232-2919 (895 amino acids)
Molecular function (GO): protein binding
Source: RefSeq, a predicted model, not a curated record
AAGUUGAGCAUUUGUUUUGCGUAGGCAGUUGCGGUAUUCAUCACCCAAAUCAAUGAAUCACAGAUUGACCAAAAUAUCACGAAAUAUCAUGUCGAAUUAUCUUAUCUCGUUUCCUGACGAGCCCUGUACUCCAAAAAUCCACCUGUACCACCACCUCCAUCAAAAUCCGGCUGAAAAUAACCAAACGUAACAGUGUUCAAGCCAUCUCUGAAAAGUUCACACCUCAGAACCAUGCAUCGAAAGCGCUACUUUCCGGCGGAUUUGGAACCGUAUCCUUUGCACUAUGCUGCCCUGCGAGGUUACACGGACAAAGUACGGGAGCUGUUGGCUGACGCCGGGAUCAACCCGUACGAACCGAUUCAGGACGGAGAGACUGCACUGCACGUUGCGCUGGCCGAAAAUCAACCCGAGGUAGCGGAUGUCUUGAUCGAGAAGUUCCGGGCGGAUUUCGAAACGGUUGGAGAUUACUUAGUGAAGAAGCUCGGGUGUGAUCCGGCCGAUCGAUUUUGGUUACGUGGGAGUAUUUUGGUGGCCACGACGAAGGAACAGUGUGAAAAGGUGAAACAGCUGGAGGAUCCUGAUGGAAGUGCUAAAGAUGGGGUUUUCGUUUUGCUGAGAUAUCCAGUUGGAGGAGAGCACGCAGCCAGUUUGAAGUCCAAUAAGAAUAAUCGUAUGGAGUUGAUCAAACUAGGGAAAACUCUGUUCCCAAAUGGAUUGUUGUCGUGGAAUGAUUCGGGUCCAGCGGGAAGUUGUGAUUCUCUGUUGAUUUUGGCGGCAUAUCAUGGACACGUGAAGCAGCUGGAGACCUUGGAAGGCUACGGAGCAGACCUUUCUAUACGGGGGACGAAGAAGCAGAUUCCAUUUCAUGCGGCUUGCGAUGCUUCCCAGCAUGAAGUUAUUGAAGUUCUGCUUACGAAAUACCUCAAGAAGUUCGAUCCACUGACUUUGGAUUGCGACAGCUUUAACGGAUUGUACUAUAUUUUGUACCGGAAGAAUAAGAAGAGCUUUGAACUGGCACUGAACACCAUGAUUGAGUAUGAAGUGAGUCGUUCAGGUGAAUCAGAAUCAAAAGCGUUUAAUAAGAUAUUGAACGUGGAGAAUGACAACUGGCCUUAUUUCUCCGUGUGGAGCCAGCUGGAUUGCGAGUUUUGGAACCCGAUUCUGGAACAAGUCUGCGAAAAGUAUGAAUAUGAUCUUACGUAUCAGUGGAAGGAUUGCACGGCAUUACUGGAUAUGAUACAGUACAAGAAAGUGGCGCGAUACUAUCAGGCACAGAUUCGUCGUAAUCCUGAGCUAGUGAAGGUUUCGAGUAACGGUUUUACUGCCUUGCAUCAGCUAAUCAGUUCAAACGAAGUGGAUUUGGUAAAAGACCUUUACAGUCGUAUGAAGCAGCAAAUGAAAGUUAUAUUUGAAUGUGAUGCAGCAUUUGAUUCGUUCAACACGAUGAUGCAUUGGAGUUACAACGAAAUGAUGAGCUUUGUUUUGGAAAACCAUGCAAAUUUUCUGCUAGAUAGUUUGUCACAAUUUCACGAGAAAGUGAUUCAGGGUUUUUCAUGUCCAAAUUUUAACGAAGUGUUUGAAAUAUUGAUCAAGUAUAUCCCUGAUAUUGAACCACUCAUCAAAGACAGACGAGACUAUUUGAACACCUUUUCAAUUUCAACUCAAAAUGAUUCCUGUGAAACGUACAACAAGUUGCGUGAUGAUUUCCCAUCAGCACUUGAACAAAUCCAACAGUCCGGCAAGUGUUUGGAUGACUACAACAGCCAAGUUUGCUGCUUUCUGCACCAGGCCAUUAUCGAGGAUCAGCUACAACUCGUAGAAAACCUUUUAAACGCAAACGUAGACUUUGAUUUCCUGAACAACGAUGAACGCCAUGCCAUUCACUUCGUGCAGUCCGUAGAAAUGCUGCAACUGCUCGUGCGAAAACAUCCCGAUGGAAACGGACUUGUCAAUCGCAAAGAUCGCAACGGAGCCACCCUGUUACACGCAAUAUGUCCUACCUCAAUAGCCUGCAAAGAGAAAAUUAUCCUUGAGCUGCUCAAGCUUGGUGCCAAAGUAGACGAAUGCACAAACGAUCAAUCGACGGCUUUGUUCUACGUUUACGAUGAAGAGUUGUUCGAUUUCCUCACGAAUGGCGUCCAAAAACAUGGAUUCACUGGAAUCGACGUAAACCAUCGAGAUUUCGAAGGUAACACGGCAUUACAUCGUUGCUUGCGACAUUUCAACUCUUACAUGGCUCGGAUCAUGCUGCUUAGGGCGGAUAGCUUUGUAAGCUUCAACGAAAAGGGAGAAUCGCUGCUGGCAUGUCUGACUCGAGUGGAUCUGUCCAUAUUCGACCUCUACUUCAAGCCUGUACUGGUGGAACAAGAGGAAAAGACCAGGUUGAUGUUUGAGGCGGAACUUGACAAGUCCAAAGAGCGGGCAUCGCAAAUAUUCGUGGAAGCUUGCGUAUUUUUAAACUUAUUCAUUGUUGAAAGAAUGUUGGCGAUGGAACUGGACUUCAACGCGCAAGGUUACAACGGGAAAACGGGUUUGUUGGCGUUGAUGAUGGCUUACGAGAACUUCCCCGCAAAGCUUGUGCUUCAAUUGCUGGACAAACCAGUAGACGUGAACAUUCGGGACAUCGAUGGGAGAAACGCUUUGCUGAUGCUGGUGUUCAAAUUUCCUACACUGAAACCACAAGGCGCGGCUGUAGAGUUGGCAAGAAAGAUCAUUGAGCUAGGAGUGGACAUCGAUCAGGUUGACAACGAAGGCAAUACGGCGUUGCACUAUGCUUGCAAGAUUGCAGACUUUGACAUGAUCGAAGCUCUUGUGGAGAAGGGGGCAGACUUUCGAAUUAGAAAUAAGCGAGGGCUAUUAUGCUAUCAAAUGGCAUCUUGGGGCGUUGAACAAAUUUUGGCUUCACUGUUUUCAACAUGAAUAGUUUAUUUACAAAACAAUUGAAUAAAUACAAUAUUACAUAAAUUGUUGAUUAAAAU